AUCGCUCGUUAUAUAACCUCAUUUUUCAAACGAGUUUUCCUCUACAGUCGAAUGAUGCAAUAAAUCGAAGAACGAAUUCUUCAAAAAGUUCUGUAAAAACGAAUUUUGAGGAUUAAAAUGUAGCGAAAUAAAUGUGAUGAACCGUUUGUCAGUGUUCAGUCAGUAUCAGCAAGCUCGCACGACUUUCGUUCAGACAAUAGCGGAUCUGGCGUCACGUCCACACAACGUUGAGUGUUUGGAAACAGCCGGCGUCCUCGAUCUUCUUCGUCCUUUGCUCUCUGACGUUGUACCCUCGAUUCAACAAAUGUCGGCAAUAGCGUUGGGUCGUUUGGCCAAUCACGAUGACAAAAUUGCUCAGGCCGUUGUGCGGAGAGACGUCGUACCCCAAUUGUUGAAAAACAUUGACAAACAAAACAAAUUUUACAAAAAAGCUGCGCUUUUCGUUCUCCGAGCUGUCGCCAAACACUCCCCGGAAAUGGCCACUGUAAUCGUUCACAGCGGAGGCUUAGAAGCCAUGGUUUUUUGCCUCGAGGACUUUGAAUAUGGUGUGAAAGAAGCUGCCACUUGGGCAAUCGGUUAUAUCGCAAGACACAACGCCAGCUUGGCACAAGCCACCGUCGAUGCAGGAGCAGUACCUCUGCUGGUUCUGUGUCUUCAGGAGCCUGAAUUGUGUCUCAAACAGAUAAGUGCUUCCGCUCUUUGCGACAUAAGCAAGCACAGUAUGGAAUUGGCUCAAACGGUCGUGGACGCCGGCGCGGUGCCAUUUCUCGUUAAGGCAAUUUCAAAUCCGGAUGUCAAGCUCAAGCGUCAAGUAUUUUCGGCUUUGGCAAGUUUUGCAAAGCACUCGGUCGAGCUCGCCGAGAUGAUCGUCGAGGCUGAAAUAUUCCCAGAAGUUUUGGUGCACAUGGGUCAUCCCGAUCCAAACGUGAGUAGAACGGCAGCGAUCGUGACCCGAGAAGUUUGCAAGCACACCCUCGAACUCGCCCAGUUGGUCGUCAACACCGGCGGCAUCGGUGCGCUGAUAGAAUUGAUCGAUAAUUCCAAAUCGGCGACGAGGUUGCCGGCGAUAAUGGCGAUCGGCUACAUCGCCGGCCAUUCGGAUCAACUGGCGAUAGCUGUGAUCGGCUCGAAAGCGGUUGCUCAUUUAGCGAUCGUCCUUCAAGAGGAAAGCGAGGAUCACAUCCUCGCGAUAACGGUGUGGACGCUCGGCCAGAUCGGCAAGCAUUCGGCGGAGCAUGCGAAGGCGAUUUCGGCUGCGAAUUUGCUCCCAAAAUUGUUGGAGAUGUACAAAAACGAGAAAAACACCGAAGAUUUGAGACUGAAGAGCAAAUCGGCGCUGAAACAAAUAUUGCAAAAGUCUUUGUACAUCGAAUCGAUUGAGCCACUCUUGCACGACGCUCCACCCAACAUAUUGAAAUACGUAUUGGGUCAAUUCAGCAAGAUCCUUCCGAACGACCCAAGGUCACGCCGGUUAUUCGUAACGAGCGGCGGACUAAAAAAAGUACAAGAAAUUCAGGCAGAGCCGGACUCGAAGCUCGCCGAAUACAUCAAGAUUAUAAACUGUUGUUUCCCCGAGGAAAUAGUCAGAUACUAUUCUCCCGGGUAUCCGGACAGUCUACUCGAGAAGGUGGAACAAUAUCAGCCCCGGUAUCCAUCCGACAUAGGAGUUGAUCAUCCCUCGUCAGAACAAUCUGAUUCGAGUGUUUCACUCCUCCACGAUGACGAUGAUUGAAAUAUCAUAAGAAAAAUCAUAAUUUGAAGGAAAAACUAUUAUUCGUCUCAAAAUUCAUUUAUUUUUUGUAUGCCAAUAAACUUUGCUAAAUCAUGAUAAAA
Venturia canescens is the source of this 1833-nucleotide messenger RNA. RefSeq names its product sperm-associated antigen 6-like. NCBI's taxonomy places the organism in Eukaryota, Metazoa, Arthropoda, Insecta, Hymenoptera, Ichneumonidae. Gene Ontology annotation, molecular function: microtubule binding. Gene Ontology annotation, cellular component: microtubule cytoskeleton. The coding region runs from base 137 to 1732 and encodes 531 amino acids. The transcript is spliced from 8 exons. The record is from RefSeq and is a predicted model, not a curated record. Gene Ontology annotation, biological process: cilium movement.